AUGCCUGCCACUGCAACUCCAAAUCAAAAUCCGUCGAUUAAGCACUCACGAGACACCCUUGAAGCUUCACCCUUUGAAUUCAUCUUUAUGGUGCUACACGACCUAAUCCUUCUGACCCGUCCUAUUAGGAGAAAACAAACCGUGAAAACUGCUUCUUCUCUUCUCUUUCUCCUUGGAAUUUCCAUCUUCAUGAACGUUCCCUGCAAUUAG
Messenger RNA from Sphenostylis stenocarpa, 210 nucleotides. NCBI's taxonomy places the organism in Eukaryota, Viridiplantae, Streptophyta, Magnoliopsida, Fabales, Fabaceae. The record is from the annotation of a GenBank genome assembly.